CUGACGCGGCUGCGGGCUGAGGAGACACAAGAGAAGUCGCUGUCGCCACCGUCGGAGCUGUUGCCGUCUCCGCCGCCGCCUGGACCCUCCAACUCGCCGCCCCCACCCAGCCUGCAGCGCUAUGCCGUCCGAGAAAACCUUCAAACAGCGCCGAACCUUCGAACAAAGAGUAGAAGAUGUCCGACUUAUCCGAGAGCAGCAUCCUACCAAAAUCCCAGUAAUAAUAGAACGAUACAAAGGUGAGAAACAGCUUCCUGUCCUGGAUAAAACAAAGUUCCUGGUGCCUGAUCAUGUCAACAUGAGUGAGCUCAUCAAGAUAAUAAGAAGGCGCUUACAGCUCAAUGCUAAUCAAGCCUUCUUCCUGUUAGUGAAUGGACAUAGCAUGGUGAGUGUGUCCACUCCGAUUUGUGAAGUGUAUGAAAGCGAGAAGGAUGAAGAUGGAUUCCUGUAUAUGGUAUACGCCUCUCAGGAGACUUUUGGAAUGAAAUUAUCUGUGUAAGACUAAAAGAAAAAUGCGUCUGUUACAGAAUUUUUUAAACCCUUACCAAGGAAUAAAAAAGGGAUGUUACCAACUGAGGUUGAUCAGUUCAUCUAAUCACCGAUCAUCAAAACAGUAGUUUCCUGCCUAGGAGUUUUAGGAAGUUUUUUUUUGUACUUCAAGCAGAAAAACUGAGCUCCAAAUGAGCACAUUCAGCUUGGGGAAACUUUAUUAUUUAACCUAGGCUAUCUUGUUUUUAAAUUUAAUGUUUAAAAAUACUUUGCAUUAUAAGUUGCCAAUAAUAUAGACCUUCAAGUUAAUGUUUUUUUUCCCCCAAAAGAAAACUUGCAGUUUUGAGCAUUCAGAGAGACAUUGUCUUCUCUAGGUUCACAGAAGCUGCCAGCUUUUUAUAGAAGGGUUUGCAGUCAACUGGAGGAAUCUCCUUGAGAGGAUCUUUAAGUGUAUGUUGUCAGGUAUAGCCACCCACCCCCAAUGCAUUUGCCAUAAUAGUGGGCAAAAAGCAGGGUGAAUGGGGGUGUAUAGGAAAUAAGGAAACCGUGCUGCUGUCCAGGGUCACCACUUGCUAAUAAGUGUGUUUCAAGUUAGCACUCUCAUUCUGGAGUUCUCAUUUGGUUUGUUCUCUAGACAGUAACACAACACCACUGCUCAACAGGAACCUUGAAUAAUUUAUAAUUUUGGUCAAGUUUUUCAGAAGGCCUAGAGAAAGAGAAUGACAUUUUUUGUUUUGAAUAUUCUCUUAAGAGCUCAAAAUGGUGCCUGCUUUGGUAAAUAAACAAGCAGUUACAUGGGUUUCAUUCUUUGGGACAAAGGUAGAAAACUGCAGGAUACUGAAACUAAAAGCAUUAAAAUUCAGAUACACUUCUGCCUUUUGGCUUGUAGCUGUAGAUGAUCCAUGUUUUAUGUUGUGUUGUGACUAAAAUAUGUUAUUAAAACAUUUUUAAGAGUAUUUCAGUUAUCACUGUUAGGUCAGGCAGUCAUCAAAGUACUCCCGCUCCAUGUGCAUGUCAAUUUUGAAAAUAGCAAAAGCAAACGUUCUUCACAGAUAUUGUCAAACGUUAAACAUUUUUGAAGUCAACUAGAAUAAAUAAUGAGUGCUUCCUACUA
This is a messenger RNA of Dama dama (fallow deer), 1603 nucleotides long. It is a transcript of the gene MAP1LC3B, whose product is annotated as microtubule associated protein 1 light chain 3 beta. The record is from RefSeq and is a predicted model, not a curated record. NCBI's taxonomy places the organism in Eukaryota, Metazoa, Chordata, Mammalia, Artiodactyla, Cervidae. Gene Ontology annotation, molecular function: ubiquitin protein ligase binding. The transcript is spliced from 4 exons. Gene Ontology annotation, cellular component: cytosol; autophagosome membrane; autophagosome. The coding region runs from base 122 to 499 and encodes 125 amino acids. Gene Ontology annotation, biological process: autophagy of mitochondrion; cellular response to nitrogen starvation; macroautophagy.